Molecule: messenger RNA, 381 nt
Organism: Prunus armeniaca (apricot)
Lineage: Eukaryota; Viridiplantae; Streptophyta; Magnoliopsida; Rosales; Rosaceae
Source: the annotation of a GenBank genome assembly
AUGCCGCAGCCCAUGGCCAUUUCCCUUUGUGAAGAUGUGAAUGGGGGUGCUGGGCGGAUGGCUCUGCACUUUGCAACUGGCUGCAUUGAUCUGGCCAGUGGAGGUAGGGAGCCCGUCCACAUGUUCCCUGUCGCCCGGCUCCUUGUCCGCUGCAUCAUCGCCCCCGACACCCAGCCCGCCCCCGGCCUCGGCUUUUUUUUUUUUGCGCUUUUUAUCUCUGAUGGGGCAAGUGCUCCGGAUAGUGGCGUGGGUGGUGUUGACCCCCGCCCUGGCGACCCCCCCACUCCCUUGGUCGGGCGUCCUCCCCCACUUUCCAUUCCCCUCCGCCCUUCCUUCACCUUUCCUUCGCCCUUCUUCCCUUCCUUGUCUGCUCAUCACUAA